Molecule: messenger RNA, 2856 nt
Organism: Rubroshorea leprosula
Lineage: Eukaryota; Viridiplantae; Streptophyta; Magnoliopsida; Malvales; Dipterocarpaceae
Source: the annotation of a GenBank genome assembly
ACGAAGUGUGGACGACUUGGAAAAACAAGUUAAAGAAGAAGUGGAGGGAUGGCUUGAAGAUGCAAGGAAGGUCAUUGAAAUUGAAAUGCCAGAUAUUGAAGAACAAGUGCGGAAUGUUUCAUACUUGUCACGUGGUAACCUUGGGAGACGUGUUCGUCAAAAGAUUCAAGAUGUGAAGGAAAUUUACGAUCGAGGUAGUUUCCCUGAAGGUCUUGUAAUUGAAAGGCCUCCAACUAUUGGAAUCACAUUGCCAACAGAGAAUAUGGUGGGCGAGGUUGAUGUGAAGGAAAAAAUUUGGGAAUACUUAAUGGGUCACGAGGUUGGAAUUAUUGGAGUUUGUGGAAUUGGUGGAGUUGGCAAAACCACUGUUAUGAAACACAUCCAUAAUGAAUUACUGAAUGAGGCUGACAGGUUUAAGAAGGUCGUCUGGGUUACAGUAUCACAUCCUCUCAAUGUUUGCAGAUUGCAAGAUGACAUUGCUAGGGCAAUGGGCAAAAAUCCUUCAGAUUGGGGGGAUGAAUUGAACCGGGCAUCAAGACUGAUGGAGGCUAUGAAAAAAGUUAAAUAUGCACUGAUCUUAGAUGAUGUCUGGGAUAAAUUGGCUCUUCAUAAAAUUGGAAUCCCAGAACCAACAAUGGAAAAUGGGUGUAAAAUCGUUAUUACUAGCAGAUCCAUUGAUGUAUGCAACUACUUGAGAUGUCAGGUAGUUAGAGUACCACCUCUACCAGAGGAAGAGUCUUUGAACUUGUUUUUAGAUAAGGUUGGGCAAGAUGUUCUACGAAUUCCCAAUUUGGAAGAUGUUUUGAAGCUUAUGGUGGCUGAAUGCGCUGGUUUGCCAUUGGCCAUUGUUGUCAUUGCGGGGAGCAUGAGAGGAGUACAAGAUAUUUCUGAGUGGAGAGAUGCAUUACGUGAAUUGCGUCAGGGUAUGGUGGACACAGAGAAAGAUUCAGAAGAUGAGAUAUUUAAUCGUUUGAAGUUCAGUUAUGACCGUCUACCAAAAAAUUCAAGCAGCCAAGAGUGUUUCUUAUAUUGCUCAUUGUAUCCAGAAGAUUGGAAUAUUAGCAGAAAAGAUCUAAUUGAAAACUGGAUUUGUGAGGGAAUUGUUAAAAAAUUAGGAAGCAGAAGAGAAAUGCAUGAUAAAGGAAAUGCUAUUUUAAAUAGGCUUUUAAACUGUUGUUUGUUAGAGGAAGCCUAUGAUGAGGCGUGUGUUAAGAUGCAUGAUGUUGUGAGGGACAUGGCAUUGCGCAUCAAGAGCACGGGUCCUGGUAGGUUUAUGGUAAAAGCUGGAAUGAGAUUGACAGAGAUACCGGAUGAGGAUGAAUGGAAUGAAGAUCUAGACAAGGUCUCCCUCAUGAAAAAUGAAAUAUCAUAUAUCCCUGAAAAUAUGUCCCCUAAAUGCUUAAUGCUCUCAACCUUGAUUUUGGAGGGUAAUUACGGAUUGAGACAAAUUUCAGAGUGUUUUUUUGCUAACAUGCCCCUGUUGAAGUUUCUUGAUCUUUCUCAAACUGGCAUUGAGGUUCUACCUAAUUCCAUAUGUAACUUGGAAUAUCUCACUGCACUGAUCCUCUGUGGAUGUCAGCUUUUAGAACGCAUGCCUUCCUUGUCAAAGCUUAAAGCACUGAAGAAGUUGGAUUUGAAGGGAGCAGGCCUUCGUGAGGCUCCUGAAGGCAUUGAAAUGUUAGAAAAUCUGGAAUAUCUUGAUUUAUCUUGUCCCUACCUGAGGGUGCUACCGAGAGGAAAAAUCAGUAACCUCUUCCGCCUCCAAUACCUAUGUAAGCAUCGAAUUUUUCCAAGUGAAAUAAGGGGAGAAGAAGUAGCAGGUUUGAAGAUGCUGGAAUUGUUUGAAGGUGGAUUUGAUUGGCUGAAAGACUUCAACAGUUUUGUUAACAAGUUAUGCAAGAUGGGAGAAGAAGAUGAGUUGGUCCUUCCAGAUGACCUUCAGGAUUUGUGGAUUGAAGACUGCAAUACGGUCGGUGAUAUUUCUAUUUUUCAGAAAGAUUUUACUCAAUUGCGAACAUGUGGUUUGAAAUACUGCCAAGGGAUAGUGUGUGUGGUCUCUUUGCUAUCAUCUUCAUCUACUUCCUUGACAGUUAUGAAUAACCUUGAAGCACUAACUCUUCAGUGUUUGCAUAGCUUGCGGGAUGUUGUGAAAGUGGAAAAAACAGGAGCAUCGAUUGCACCACCAAUAUCCCCUCACAUCUUUCCCAAUCUUAAACAGCUGAGGCUAUGCUAUUGUUCAAAAUUGAAGAAGCUUUUUCCAAGGGAGCUGCUGCAGGGUCAGGGCCUCCAAAACUUGGAACUGAUUAUGGUGCACAAUUGUUGGGAGAUGGAGGAAAUAAUAGGAUGGGAAGAAGAAGAGGAAGGAAAUCAAACAACUACUCCAAUAUUGAUCACUCUUCCAAAAUUAGAGGAAUUGAAGUUGCAAUGCCUACCAGAAUUGAAGAGAAUCUGCCCCAAAAGAGGAGUAAUGGUUUGUGAAUCUCUCAAUCGCAUCGCGAUAGAGUUCUCUUCGAAGGUAAAGAGGAUUCCCCUUUGUCUUGGAAGGGAAAACGCGCAACCAUCUCUUCCUGCUGUCGAAUCUAUCUAUAUUUCCAAUCCAACAGAAUGGUGGGAAUCGUUGGAGUGGGAGAAUCCUGACGAUAAGAUUGUCCUCCUACCUUUGCUCAAAUAUAAGUUCUAGUAAGUCUCAUUAGUCUCCCUUUUUCUAUCACUUGCAUUCCAUUGCUUCUCUCUCACUGGUAUUUCAUAACUAAAUGUUUCUAUCUCUUAUUUCUGAAUGAAUCUCAGUGUUAAUGUCCAUUGAUUUGCUCAAUUAUCUAAUCAUGACUGAUUUGCUAAUAAGAUGUCUGUCUCGCU